This is a messenger RNA of Limulus polyphemus (Atlantic horseshoe crab), 771 nucleotides long. RefSeq names its product short-chain specific acyl-CoA dehydrogenase, mitochondrial-like. The record is from RefSeq and is a predicted model, not a curated record. Lineage: Eukaryota; Metazoa; Arthropoda; Merostomata; Xiphosura; Limulidae. The transcript is spliced from 5 exons. Gene Ontology annotation, biological process: butyrate catabolic process; fatty acid beta-oxidation using acyl-CoA dehydrogenase. The annotation marks the transcript as partial. Gene Ontology annotation, molecular function: flavin adenine dinucleotide binding. Gene Ontology annotation, cellular component: mitochondrion.
UCUUCUGUACACAUAUACUGUAAAAGGGGGGUAGAGAGUGUUGUAAGUAUAACUUCAUUUUCGUGAUUUGUUAGCUUGUUGUAUCAGUAAAACUCAAGGAGAAGUAAUGGAAGCAAUUUUUUCUUUCUCAAAACGACUGCCUUCAGCAGUUGGGCCCCUUUGUAUGAGAAAACUAGGUAACAUUCAUCGUCAUGUUGUUGCUGUUCGUAAGAUAUCUGUACUGUCUGAGCUGCCUGAAACUCACGAGAUGUUAAGGAAGACAUGUAGAGAUUUUGCUGAUAAAGAACUACAACCUAUUGCAAGCCAAAUUGACAAAGCACAUUUUUAUCCAAGAGAUCAGAUCAAAAGACUUGGAGAACUAGGGUUAAUGGGACUCAUGGCUCCCGAGAGUGAAGGUGGUACUGGGAUGGACUAUCUUGCUUAUGUUAUAGCUAUGGAAGAGAUCAGCCGAGGUUGUGCCUCAACUGGAGUUAUUAUGAGUGUGAAUAAUUCACUGUUUAUUGGACCAGUACUGAAAUGGGGAACUAAAGAGCAGAAAGAGAAGUAUGUUAAGCCAUUUUGCACAGGGGAACGUAUUGGUUGCUUUGCCCUGAGUGAAGCAGGGAAUGGUAGUGAUGCAGGAGCAGCCUCGGCAACUGCCAUAGACGAUGGGAAUUCUUGGGUAUUAAAUGGAACAAAGGCUUGGAUCACUAAUGCGUAUGAAGCAGAAGCAGCUUUGGUUGGUGCUUUGUUUUUAAACUCUAUAAAAGAUAUUUUAAUAUCACUGAAUGA